CGCGGCGCCGGCGGGAUGGACCUGGAAGCCUCGCUGCUGCCCACCGGCCCCAAUGCCAGCAACACCUCGGAGAGCCCGGAUAACCUCACCUCGGCCGGGCUGCCUCCUCGCACAGGGAGCAUCGCCUACAUCAACAUCAUCAUGCCUUCGGUGUUUGGUACCAUUUGCCUCCUGGGCAUUGUCGGGAACUCCACGGUCAUCUUCGCGGUGGUGAAGAAGUCCAAGCUGCACUGGUUCAGCAAUGUCCCCGACAUCUUCAUCAUCAACCUCUCGGUGGUGGACCUCCUCUUCCUCCUGGGCAUGCCCUUCAUGAUCCACCAGCUCAUGGGCAAUGGAGUCUGGCAUUUUGGCGAGACCAUGUGCACCCUCAUCACGGCCAUGGACGCCAACAGUCAGUUCACCAGCACCUACAUCCUGACCGCCAUGGCCAUUGACCGCUACCUGGCCACCGUCCACCCCAUCUCCUCUACCAAGUUCCGGAAGCCCUCUGUGGCCACCCUGGUGAUCUGCCUCCUGUGGGCCCUGUCCUUCAUCAGUAUCACCCCCGUGUGGCUCUAUGCCAGGCUGAUCCCCUUCCCGGGGGGCACUGUGGGCUGCGGCAUCCGCCUGCCCAACCCAGACACUGACCUCUACUGGUUCACCCUGUACCAGUUUUUCCUGGCCUUUGCCCUGCCCUUCGUGGUCAUCACGGCCGCCUACGUGAGGAUCCUGCAGCGCAUGACGUCCUCCGUGGCCCCCGCCUCUCAACGCAGCAUCCGGCUGCGGACAAAGAGGGUGACCCGCACGGCCAUCGCCAUCUGCCUGGUCUUCUUCGUGUGCUGGGCGCCCUACUACGUGCUUCAGCUGACCCAGCUGUCUCUCAGCCGCCCGACGCUCACCUUUGUCUACCUGUACAAUGCGGCCAUCAGCUUGGGCUAUGCCAACAGCUGCCUCAAUCCCUUUGUGUACAUCGUGCUCUGUGAGACGUUCCGGAAACGCCUGGUCCUGUCGGUGAAGCCAGCGGCCCAGGGGCAGCUCCGCGCCGUCAGCAACGCCCAGACAGCUGAUGAGGAGAGGACAGAAAGCAAGGGCGCCUGAUGCUUCCCCCUGCCACCCUGGGCACCUCCACGUCAGGACUCCACAGCAGACCGUGGGGAGAGAUGCUGAGAGCAACCCAAGACCACUCUGGGAGGUUGUGGGGAGAUGGGGUGGUGAGCGGUGGUCACAGACCACUGGGGAGGCUUGGCGCCGGGUUUGGGGGCUCCAAGCAUUAGAAAUUUCCUUCCGAGAGCUGGAUGGACCUUCGGGUUGAACAGACACUGAGCAGGAAGACUGGUUUAAAUGUUCACUGAGCCCUACACCUGCUAGCUCUCAAAUGUCUUUUUCCCAAGAGGAGAAUUAGAAGGCUUCUGGCCAAAUUUGUUUAAAAUCAGGCAGGGCUCGUGUGUGCGCAGCGGUACGGCAGAGGGCCCUGGGGAGACGGGAAAGGUGACAGAGCCUCAAUGCCCUUUCCUGUCUCUCACGGGUAGGAUGGAAGGCAGCCUUUCUCCCAAGCUGGAGGAUGAUGAAGAAUAAAGCAUGCGGGCUCUCCAGGUUCAAGCA
Budorcas taxicolor (takin) is the source of this 1581-nucleotide messenger RNA. It is a transcript of the gene MCHR1, whose product is annotated as melanin concentrating hormone receptor 1. Lineage: Eukaryota; Metazoa; Chordata; Mammalia; Artiodactyla; Bovidae. Bases 16 to 1077 code for a protein of 353 amino acids. The record is from RefSeq and is a predicted model, not a curated record. Gene Ontology annotation, cellular component: neuron projection; membrane. Gene Ontology annotation, biological process: neuropeptide signaling pathway. Gene Ontology annotation, molecular function: neuropeptide binding; melanin-concentrating hormone receptor activity. The transcript is spliced from 2 exons.